Messenger RNA from Gigantopelta aegis, 1286 nucleotides. Its product is annotated as N-acylethanolamine-hydrolyzing acid amidase-like. Gene Ontology annotation, biological process: fatty acid metabolic process. Lineage: Eukaryota; Metazoa; Mollusca; Gastropoda; Neomphalida; Peltospiridae. The record is from RefSeq and is a predicted model, not a curated record. Gene Ontology annotation, molecular function: fatty acid amide hydrolase activity. The coding region runs from base 19 to 1119 and encodes 366 amino acids. Gene Ontology annotation, cellular component: lysosome. The transcript is spliced from 10 exons.
CCGACAAACGAGAGCAAUAUGAAGUCGGUACAGAUAGUUAUUUCGCUAGCUCUUUUCGGACUCGCCGUGGGCUUGGCGGUGAAACCUACUGGUGACGAACCCACACAAGUUCCAUUCUACACCGUGGAUCUCGAUCAGCCAGAAGAGAAACGAUGGGACCAUAUCAUGAAAGAGUAUGCAGAAGACGUCAAAUAUGUUCAUGAAAUUAUGAGCGAUAUUUUCCCAGAAGACCUCAUUCCGUUGGUGGAGCAGAUCGCAGCCAACUACGAUAACGACAUCGAGGAUCCUUAUGCCAACGAAAUGCGAGGAAUUGCCAAGACGAUGAACGUCAGCUUGGGUGAUGUGGUGUUUCUCAAUAUAAUCUACGAUUUGUCGGCAUUCGGCAGGGACGAUUCGCGUUUCGGCAAGGCGUGUACCAGCAUCGUGUCGGAGGAUGUGAACGGGCUGAUCUGGCACGCAAGAAACCUGGAUUACGACUUUGCAGACAUCCUUCGAAAUGUUACCAUCGGGGUGCACUUCCAAACCGGAGGCUCGACAACGUAUUCAUCAAUCACAUUCGCAGGUUAUGUUGGUGUGUUGACUGGCCAGAAGCCCCACGGAUAUACGAUAACAGUAAACGAACGAGAUCAGGGUAACUGGUGGAUGAAUAUUUUGAUUGCUCUGAUGGAUCCUAACGCAGUUCCAAUCGGAUUUCUUACUAGAGAUACUUUGACCUACUUUACGGACUUCGCAGGAGCCGUUGAAAACUUGGCCCAGACCGACACCAUCGCCCCCGUGUACUUCGUCCUCGGUGGUGUCAACAAACGCCAGGGGGUCGUCAUCACCAAGUCUAGGAUAGAGUCAGACGAUCUCUGGUACCUUGGCGCCGAAAAGAAUUAUUCAAAUUGGUUUCUGGUUGAGACAAAUUACGACCACUGGGAGCCUGCACCAAGCUCAGAUGACAGAAGAGAUCCUGCAAUCAAAGCCAUGAAAGACAUGGGAAAGCAGAAGAUCUCAGUUCAGAACCUGCUUAGUGUGCUUUCCACACCACUGGUAAAGAAUAAUAGCACAGUCUACAGUAUCGUGAUGUCAGCAUCCCAGCCAAGUCUACUGAAAGCGUGGGUGCGAUACCCCAGUUAAAACUCGUCCAGUGAAACUUUCAGUGGCAUCCAUUCUUCAAUGUGCGUUGAUAAUAAAAGACCAUCUCUUUUUUCCUCGAGGAAGAUGAAGUAUUAUGUGGAGAAAUUUCGACAAAAUAUUUAGAUUUGAUAGAAUUUUGUAUAAAAUUAAUAAAUUAUUAAUAUUUA